Messenger RNA from Rotaria socialis, 1677 nucleotides. NCBI's taxonomy places the organism in Eukaryota, Metazoa, Rotifera, Eurotatoria, Philodinida, Philodinidae. The record is from the annotation of a GenBank genome assembly.
AUGACGGUGAUGAACAACGUCUUCACACCUGUUUCGCCUAUCAUUGCCAAUUAUCAGAUCAUAAUCUUAUGGUCUCAUGUCAAUAGUGAAAAAGAUGCCCGAGAAACAAAUCAUGGUGGAUGUAGUCCAAACCAUUUUGUUCCUCUUAUGUCACCGGCUAUGGAUUAUGAUUUUGAGAGUAGCAAUGAGUCAACGUCAACGAUUAUGAAAACAUUGAAGAAUAAUGUUCAUACGCAAAUACGAAUUCCUGAGUUUCAAUCUUCUCCCAGUAGACGUUUACGAACGGAAAUGCGUCCUGAAAAUGACUCCGCUCAAUCAAUUAUUUCGGGACAGAUUAAAAACCAACAGGAUGACAUAGAGCCACGGCAUCAAAGCCGACUAGAAAAGAAACGAGAAUAUGCUCGUGCAAGUCGAACGAACGAGACAGACAACGAGCAUCAACAACGGCUAGAAAAGCAAAAAAGUCGAAGUCAAUUGAACCGAGCGAUGGAAACAGAAGAACAACGUCAAAACCGACUCCAAAACGACAGAGAACGAACUCGAUCAAGUCGUAGGCAUGAAACCGAAGAGCAACGUCAAAAUCGACUUAAGAAAAAUAGAGAACGAACUCAAUCUAGUCGACGGAAUGAAACCGAACAACAACGUCAAAAUCGACUUAAGAUUGACAGAGAACGAGCUGGAUCCACUCGCAUGAAUAAAACCGAAGAACAACGUCAAAAUAGGAUCGAGCAACAAAGGAAACGAAGUCAGGUAAAUAGAACCAAAAAGAAACUCGAAAAACGCACUUCUCACAACACUGCUGUUCAACAUCAAGAUAUUCUUAUGCAGUUAAAUGAAACGGAAGAUCACGCGCCUCUUCGUGGUAACAGCAUGAAUGAUCUUACACAAAACGAAAAUGUCACAAAGAAAAACAAGAGUUCUAUUUAUCCGCGUUGGCCUGAGUCGAUUUCUCAUGAUUUAAAGGAGGCUUGUUUGAAACAAUUUCUCAAGCAUAUGUCCAUGUCGGCGCUAGCUGAAGCUACCUGUGCUGUUUGCAAUGUUCGCAUCCCAGUACAAAACUCGAAGAAAAUAUUGGUUUCAAAAAUUCCUAACAUCCAUGUACUUAAAGUUUCUGACGAGCUCAAUGAGUUAGUUGGAAGCAUGCAAUCAGCUGCUCGAAAACAUUCAAUUACAAACAUCGGAGUUUCUGCGAAAUGUAAUAACAUUCAAAUGGCAGGACAAGUACAAGAUUCUUCUAAUUUCAAUUCACCAUCUUUUUACUGUAAGAACGGAAUCAUUUUAUAUACGAAUGGCUUGUAUCAACAAAAUAGGGCUGAUAUGUGUACUAUUUGCAAAAAAUGUCACGACUCUCUAUCAAAGGGGCACAUCCCUAAGUUUUCACCUGCUAAUAAUAUGUGGUUAGGCGAUGUACCUACUGAAUUGCAAGGCUUAACAAUUCCCGAGGAAAAGUUAAUUUCACUUUAUCGUCACAAUAGUUGCAUUAUAAAACUACAUUCACCUUUUCAUUCAACUACAACUGCUCAAACAGCAUUAAAAGGCAACUGUAUUACGUUUCUUCAAAAUGUACCGAACAUCGUUAGUAGUUUACCACUUACACUUGAUGAUUUAUGUGACAUAGUUAAAGUGGUUUUUGUUGGCGCUCAGCGUCCUGAACGUCUUCAUCUCAAAAAAUUCUGA